Molecule: messenger RNA, 3815 nt
Organism: Tachysurus fulvidraco (yellow catfish)
Lineage: Eukaryota; Metazoa; Chordata; Actinopteri; Siluriformes; Bagridae
Product: G-protein coupled receptor family C group 6 member A
Exons: 6
Coding region: 74-2521 (815 amino acids)
Biological process (GO): G protein-coupled receptor signaling pathway
Cellular component (GO): membrane
Molecular function (GO): G protein-coupled receptor activity
Source: RefSeq, a predicted model, not a curated record
ACAGAGGCUGUUUAUCGCUGCAUGUAUAUGUAUAUAGCUUGUGCGACACAAGUAACUUAUUUCACUUUGUAACAUGGCACCCUCUGUUUCUCAUCUGUACCUUUAUGUACUGGGGAUAGUGAUGCUAGUGUCUAUAGUGCGCUGUGAUUUUAUAAAGUCACAUUUUGGAGCAUAUAUGCCUGGUGACAUUGUCCUUGGAAUUGUGGUAUCAGUUCAUUCUAAAGUACAAGACCUUGAAAAUCGGACAAGGCCAGGACCGUAUACAUGCAAAGACUUUGAUCAAAUACCAUUUGUGACAUCUUUAGUUGCAAUUCACACAAUUGAAGAGAUCAAUAAUUCAAGCUUCCUUCCUGGCAUUAAACUUGGAUAUCUGAUGUGUGAUGCUUGUGUAUAUGGUACCAAAGCUUUAGACUGUGUGGAGCGCAUGCUUGCAGUUAAUGAACCACCUGCUCGCCUCCCUGACUAUUCAAACUUCACUUCACCCAUAAAAGCAAUUUUGGGUGAAAGAUACUCAGAACUGUCGAUUCCUAUUGCCAAACUCCUUAGUCUCUACAUGAUUCCCCAGAUCAGUUGCACGUCUACCGCACCAGCACUGAGUGACAAAUUACGCUAUGCAUCAUUCUUUCGCGUUGUUCCAAGUGACUUGUACCAGACUAAGGCACUGGUAAAGCUCAUGAGCCAUUAUUCCUGGAACUGGGUUGGGGUGGUUACACUUGAUGAUGAAUAUGGUAGAGCAGUCCUUGAGAACUUUGUGCAGGAUGCACAGAAAGAGCAAGUGUGUCUCCAUUACCAGAAAAUCUUACCAAAUUACCUAGGUUCAGCAGAUAUAGAAGAAAGAAUAAUAAACAUAGCUGAUCAAAUUGAAUCCUCAAAUGCAACAGUUGUUAUGCUUAUUCUAAGACCAGAACUUGUGCAGAUGAUCUUUCAGGAGAUGAUCAUGAGAAACGUUAGUCGGGUCUGGAUUGCUAGCGAUGCCUGGUCCACAGCACGCUUCUUAAUGAAGAUGAAAGACAUUAACAAAGUGGGAGAGAUAUUUGGUUUUACCUUUAUAACUGGGGAUAUUCCUGGUUUUGAAGACUACAUGCAGAACAUUAGACCAAGUCCAGGGGCAAGGAAUGAUUUCAUCACAGAGUAUAAACAAAUGCGGUCAAACUGCACUCAGACUCAGCAAAUACAGAACCCAUUUCUUUUGUAUUGCAACAAUACAGAUGAUAGUUUCCUUCUUCACACUGUCGAUCUAACAGAGGCGUAUGGUCAGAGAGUGGCAGUUUAUGCCAUUGCUCAUGCCAUCAAGAAGCUUUUAAAAUGUGACGACACUUUCUGUUCUGAAGACACUAACUUUCUGCCUUGGAAGCUUAUAAGCAUUCUUCGUAACAUGAAAUUCACUGUGGACAACCAGACAUACUUCUUUAAUAAAGAAGGUGAUUUUGAAAAUGGUUAUGAUCUUAUCACGUGGAAGAAGGAUGGUGAUGAAAGAAUACUUGACGUUGUUGGGAAAUACAUUAUAAGCAGUAACAGUGUCACUGUCUACGAGCAAAAAAUCUCAUGGUUUAACAAUACGGUUCAUGAAUCCAGGUGUUCAAAGAGAUGUCCAGCAGGCACACACAAGAACAUAUUAAAUAUAACAUGCUGCUAUACCUGUAUCAGAUGUGCUGCUGGAGAAUAUUCUGACCAGGAGGAUCAACCAACCUGUACAAAAUGUCUAAAUGGAACGUCUCCUGCUGGUGCCACGGGAUGUGUGGAGUGGACUGUGGGGAUUUUGGAUUGGUCAGCACCGCAUUCUAUUGUGGUUCUAAUUGCAACAGCAAUAGGCAUUAUACUAUUAGUGGCCUCAAUUAUAUUUUUCAUUAAAUACAGACAACACCGAAUAGUGAGGGAGCUCUUCAUAUUUUUAUGUAUUAUGCAUGUAGGCCUGGCUGUAAGUUUUGGAAGUGUAAUAGCUUUUUUAGGCAAUCCAAGCCAUCAUCAGUGCAUGCUACAGCAGGCAAUGUACGGUCUUGGCUUCACUCUCACUGUGGCAUGCAUUCUGGUUAAGGCGUUUGGCUCAUUCAUAGCCUACCUGUCCUAUAACCCAAAUAGACAGCUUUACUUAAGCAGAUUUAAUAGGGCUUUUGUCAACAUUGCCAUCAUUACAGCUGUUCAAGGUCUCAUUUGCCUCUUCUGGUUUAUAUUUGAUCCUGUUUUUGUUAACAAAACACAAUCUAAAGACGAUCCAGUUAUUAUGGACUAUCUAUGUACUUAUGGGUCUAAGAUUGCUGGGUUUGCUGUGAUGCAUAUAUACAUUGCUGUUCUGGCUGUGUUAUGUUUCGUGUUCGCCUUCAAAGGGAGAGCGAAUGAGAAUGAGCCUAUAGUCUUCAGCAUGCUCUUUCAUUUGUUUGUCUGGCUUUGUUUUAUUCCAUUCUAUUUCCUAAUGGAAAAUAAGCGGCACAUUUUUCAACUCUCUGCCAUUAUGGUCUCCAACUACACAGUCAUGAUCUGUCACUUCAGCCCAAAAUGGUUCAGGAUCAUUUUUAGAAAUUAGAGAGGAGAAACCCCAAUUUCACUCUUUUGACUCUGCUGACAGGCAGAUGGACAGACGUUGCGUCCAUUAGGCAAAAUUUGUAGACCAAACAAAAAAGUUACAAAAAAGUACAUUACCUUAAAAAAAGAAUAUAUUUUAGUGGUAAUGCAAAAGUAGUAUUGUGAUAAAUAGUAUUUUCAUGCAUGUAACUAAUGAAUUAUAGAAGUCAAUACAGAAAUAUCUGCAUGGCUUUGUUCCCCAAAGAUUAUAUCAUUGCAAGAAAUUGAACUCCAUUGGAAAUAUUUGGUGUGAAUUGAAAAUGACAGUCUAUAUGAACAAAAAUAAGAAUGCGUGAAGUUUAUUGAAAUAAUGUGCAUUCAUUGACGCAAAUCUUACGAUUGCCCCAUAGUACCAUAGUACUUAAUCUCACAAUAUGAGUUUUUGAUAGAAAUUGUAGGAGUGGAGUAACUACCAUACCACUUGCAUCUGGUUAUCUUUAUGUGACAACCUCAUCCAAAUCAAUAAAGAGACAAAGUGAAAUUAAUGCAGCAAAAAGAGAAAAACUAAAUAGAAAUAGACAACAAAGACAGAAAGCAAGGAAGAAGGAAGCUAUGAAAAUAAACAAGAGGAAAUGGGGAAACUGUUGAAUGAAAUAAAGAAAUUGAAUAUCUGAUUAAAUUGUAAAGAAGAGAUCCAGAAGGAAGCUGGUUCAAAAACAGGAGGAACAGACAAUGUACCUAGACAGUUGGAUAAAGACUCAGUUUGCUGAAAGAAGAUUAUAGAAAUUGCUAUAAGUUUUCUUUGCCAUUUUAUAGAAUGUUUUCUUUACCUUUUAAAUGAUCUUAUGUAAUCUUUUUAUGCUCGGGAAAUGAUAUGAUGUUCAGCAGCAUGUUUAAAUGUCAAGACAGUGAGUGACAUUGAAACUUGAUCUGAUCAACCACUUGAUCAACCACAGCUUAAGCACACAUGGUAAGCAACGGCAAAUAUUUCCCCUUAUAUGGCUAUUUGCUUAGACCAAGAUGUAUUAAGAUGUUUUGAGAAGCAUGAUGGUGUUGAAGAGAGGAUGUUGCUGAGAAGCAUAACGUUGUUGAGAAGCAUAAUGACGUCAGGAAACUUACUAAUAAAUGGUAUAAAAAGGUUUUAGAACCAGUUAUUAGUGUGCAUUCAACUAGAGUCAAGCUUAGUGUGUUAUACUCAGUUAUUGCUAAUAGUGUGGGCAUCAGAGAACAAACGCAAACUUACACUUGGAGAGUGUUUCUUGGUUUGUUUUCAUCUUUGCAUUUUAAUUACUUUUACUUAUACUAAUACUGUUUGA